Messenger RNA from Onychostoma macrolepis, 768 nucleotides. RefSeq names its product L-selectin-like. The record is from RefSeq and is a predicted model, not a curated record. Bases 5 to 454 code for a protein of 149 amino acids. The transcript is spliced from 2 exons. Lineage: Eukaryota; Metazoa; Chordata; Actinopteri; Cypriniformes; Cyprinidae.
AGUGAUGGAACAAAUUUGGCUUCGACUCUUUUCUAUUUCAGGACUGCUGUCAUUAACUCUGUGUCAACCACAAGAGUAUAUUCUGAUCCAGCAGUUAAUGACGUGGGAAAAUGCACAGAAAUACUGCAGGACGCACCAUAAUGAUCUGGCCACCGUUCAGAGUAAUGAAGACUGGACGCGUCUGAAAGAAGCUGCAGAUGAAAAACAGUUCUCUUCAUACGCCUGGAUCGGUCUGUUCAACGACAUCAACGGCUGGCGCUGGUCUUACAACGAGGAGAGUCUGGUGUUCAAGAACUGGGCUUUUGACCAACCAGAUAACUUCUUUGAACGAGAAGAGUGUGUCAGCAUGUAUUUGGAAGGAAAAUGGUCUGAUUACUACUGCACCGCUGAAUUGAAUUUUGUGUGUUACGACGGUGAGAAACACGCACAGUCACUCUUUACUGAUGCUCAUUAAUUCAGUGAAUGCAUGAAGAAAUCAGUCAUACAGGGAGGUUUUAAAGUAAGGAAAUGGCAAGUAACACUGGAUUACAAGUAAAAUUAAGUAUUUUUGUACAAAACACUAACAAUCUUUGUUUUUAUUACAACUUUGGAAAUAUUUUGUUUUUUACAGCAUACUAGAGCUGUAUGAUUAAUCAUCAAAAGAUCUCGAUUCAAACACCCACGUAAUCUAAUUUCUAAAUGAUAACAAUUUGCCUGUGUCUAUUAAAUCUUUGAUAAAAUGUAUUACCAGAACAUUCAAAUCUGCGCUUGCGCUGCCGCUGACACAGA